AUGAUCAACUGGAUCGCCCUUCUGCUGGCAGUCCAGCUGGCGCGGGCUCAAUACAGUCCACAGACCUACCCGGACCCGCGGUUGGACCCUGCGGGCUGUAAGACCCUGUUCCCGGGCCAAGUUUGUGAUCCGGCCGAAAUCCUGACGCCCGAACAGAGGAAUCAGCUGAACGAGAAGAUCCAGAAUGUACGGUUAAGUUGUUUAUGAUCUUUAUAACUGAUUUCUAUUGUUCUUUUACGUUAUGAAAUUACUCUACGUAAUUUGUCUAUGUAAUUAAGAAACAAAGAGUUGUUUUUACAAAAAACGUUUCAAAACUUUAAUUUUUAAGGGUUAUUAAAAAAUUAUUUAGUUACAACGUAUCACGUCCAACAUACGAAACACGUCGCCAGCAUGUGCCACCUCUCACCACUCAAACUUGUACAUUAUGAUUGCUUUGAUCGACAAGUUGGGAAUGUUACCUUUCGAAUCUGUUUCUGUAGAAAAGUUCACGAACCUCCUGAGGUCACGCUACAUGAACUACCAGGUAAUACAAAUUAAGUUCUUGUAUUAAGACUACUUUUUUAUUACAAUUUUAAGUUUUUAUUAAAUCCUAAAGAAUUCUUCAAAUUUUCAUAUUUUAAACCAUUGUAUACCUAUGAGAAUACCUUCUAUUGUAGGAUGUUGGUCUUUGUGACACGAUGGUGCUGAUUGUAAACUCACGACAAGAUAGACAGGUGUUUACCGUGGCUGGACGAGACGCUAAGCUGUCGCGAGACGUUCUUCAAGACGCCUUCCACAAGAACCUUGUACAUUUCCGUGCCGGAAGCUACGAGACUGGUCUAGAAGGAAUGGUGGAGCAGAUUGUCGGAGCUUACAACUUGGCUCACAUCAUUCAAGUGCCACAACCCACCUUUAAUGAAGGCAACUUCCAACAGUUGCCUUCAACCUCAAGUGGGUCUGGCCACUUUGCUCAUGGUGUUCCCCAGAAGUCAGAUGUACAAACGGAAAAAUUUAACUUUGCCGAUGUAAAGGAAGACGACCAGCUCUGGGUACAGCUGAUGAUGAAGGCUGUGAGUAGGUGUGGCUACAAUCAAGCCAAAGUAACAGAAUACGUACGAGGAGUUGUAGAAGGUAGGUAGCUAACUUUAUAUAAAAUAUUUUUGUAAGCUAUCGACCUUCUAAGAAACAACGCAUAGAUUAACAACACGUCAUUUCAGAAGCCAUGUCCCUUUCCCUAAAACUUAUCAGUGAUUCUCGCUACAACAAAAUCGAAGAGGAAUCUCAGGAUAUUGCCUCAGGACCGAAUGCACGUGAUAGAGCAUGGCAAAACGCUUCCUUCAUCCAGGAAUUGUACGAAAGAUACAGCGGCUCCUUCCCUCGGAAAGUGUCGCAAUGCCCGGUCUCCGAUAACACCUCAAAGCUUUAA
Bursaphelenchus okinawaensis is the source of this 1405-nucleotide messenger RNA. The record is from the annotation of a GenBank genome assembly. NCBI's taxonomy places the organism in Eukaryota, Metazoa, Nematoda, Chromadorea, Rhabditida, Aphelenchoididae.